Messenger RNA from Pocillopora meandrina, 6227 nucleotides. The record is from the annotation of a GenBank genome assembly. NCBI's taxonomy places the organism in Eukaryota, Metazoa, Cnidaria, Anthozoa, Scleractinia, Pocilloporidae.
GGGAACUAAAGACACAGCAGGGAUCGAUCCUUCCCAGAGUAAUUUGUCAUCCACAGACUGUCUACGGUACGAAAAUCAAUCUUCAGCUAGGGACAAGGUAUGGAAAUACUUCUUUCGCUUCGAAGAUUUUAAGCAAUAAAUUGCAGAUUGACUUUGAAAUAACGCACAAGCCACCGUAACCGCAAGUCGUGUAACCAUUUCCAAAUGUUUCAUAAUUCAUGGCUUUGACGGGAUUAGCAGGUACUCAGUUCGCGAAAAAGUAAUAAUUUCGAAAUAGAAAUGUGCACUUUGUGUCUACUUUCCGAAUUUUUUCAUGGUUUGUCAGGUUAAGCAAAGGCUUAGCGUCGCAUACAACUCGGAGAGCUUUGUAGAUGUAAUCCCAAUUUCCGUGAUUCAUUCUUUCAUCUUGCACGAUCGAGAUGUAAUCUCGUUUCGGUAGAACGAUCAAUAUUGGCUUAUGAGAUAUUUUGUUUGUGAAUACCGUUUUAUUGGGUGCGUCAUAAAUAAUUUGAUGCAGUGAAGACGAAUUUAUCUUCAUACUUAUAUUUAGCAGUAUGGAAGCCUAGAUUUGUACGUGAUUUGAAAUCGAAACACUCGAACUUAUUGGCAAGUUUUAAAACGCUACGAGCGCCUGCCAGAAGAAAUGCUAAUGCAUUGAAGUUAAAAAAUUGUGUAAUUUAACCCGCAUUUAAUUGCGUAAAGAACUAAAAGUGGAGUUUUUAUUGUUUUAAAUAAUAAUUUUAACUGAAGUACAAUUUAUUGCGUAAGCAUUUUUGUGGCAUUUCGAACAUUAAAGCUGGGUUAGGAAUUUCUCUUCAAGAUUCUAUAGUAAUUCUCAAGUUAUAUUUAGUUUGGUUUCCAUAAGGUGAUAAUUUUAGCAACAGAAUCCAAAUAUUGGUUUCAUUCAUUGACUUGACUUGAGCGCUGAUAUAGUUUCCCUUAAAUGGUAAAAUGUAUUCCUUCAUGGUUUGACUGCAUUGUAUAAAGGUUAUGAAAUCACUUGUUUAUCAUCCUCUGGUCAAAGUAUAAUUUAUUUAAUAUUAUUCAGGGACAUGACUCAUUUUUGGGCCUACACCUAAAGACAUCUUUGCUCUAACCUUUCACUCCCGAGAUCUCAUUAGUGAUUCUCCUUACUUUCAGCCAUACAAUUCUCAUGAUGUUGGUGUAGAGAAUGUACUAUUGGAAAUACUCAUCAUCUCCUAAUUGAUAUCUUUCCUUAUUCUAGUCACUUGUUUGCUUGAGAUUGUAUUGGUAUUUUGAAGAAAAAUUAUGUCUUGGUCUUUCCAGGGUUAACCCUAAACUGUCCAUUGGGAGAAAUUCAUCUCGGUCACUGAGAUGUAAAAAAUGGGAUCCAUCUUUAGUUGGUGAUCAUUUCCUUUAUUCUCGUGACCUGAAUGUGUGAUUUGAGGGUGAUAUUGAAAGGAGAAUUUAGAUGUUUGUCACUCUUAAGGGUCAAAGGUUUAAAGAAAAUUGACAGUCAAUCCAGGAAGGAGAAUUUUUACAUAAUAUAAAAAAAUUACUCUGCAGCAGCUAGGAAAAUUUGUGGAGCAAACUAUCAUAAUGUAACUCUAUUCACCGUGAUAAAUUCUCUUGAUUUUAUAAACACUAAGACUAGAUUGUCUUCUGAAACUAGUUCAUCAAGAUGAGGCCAUUUCAUUGAAUCACUUUUCUUUGCUCUAGAGGAAAGUUGUAUUGGUGUUGCAUAGUGCAGCAAAUUCCAUCUUUCUGAGGAGUUUGUUUUACUGUGCUAUUCCAAAAUGACCAUAGUCAUUGCAAUUUGUAACAGUUCGUUAACCACAGCAUUUAUAAUGCAUUUAGUUUUUAAAAAAUUAAACAAUCAUAUAGCAAUGUGGGCAUGUGUGUGGUGCAUUUUGACGGACCUCUUAAACUAACUUCAGCCUUUUAUCUUUUAAGUUACAUUUUGGGAAAGUUCUGUUGUAGGAUUUUGGGUGAAAAAAUAACAACAACUUUAUGCAUCUAUCAGUUCCAAGCUUCAACAUCCCCCCUCCCCCUCAUCUUGUCCUGGGUAACCCCCACGUAUUUGAACUUUUAAAGAUUGGCUCCUUUACCACCCUCUGUACAAUAACUGUGCUCUGUGUUUUUGUUAUACAUAGUAUGUUUGACACCCAGCUAUGAAAUAAAAUGGAGGAAGAAGAUGUAAUGAAUACAAGACUUGCAAUCAAGGAAUCAUUGAAGAAACUUGAUGAAUAUACAACUUACCUGAGGUACAUUGAGAAACGUGUUACGUCUUAACCCUUUAACUUCUAGAAGUGAUUAACUUGUUACUUCUCCCUGUAAAAUCCGUACAUUAUCCAGCCACCAGGUAAUGAGCAUAAUCAAACUUAUCAGGAAGAAGUUUUUAUCUUGAUCUAACAUCAAAUUCUCAUAACUUAUUUACAGUAAUUGUGUUCCAGUUAUAGGGGAGAAUUAACAGUCACAUCUUGGGAGUUAAAGGGUUAAUUAAUUUAUAUCAUCAAUAGUUAUGGAAGAAACAUACUAAGCAUAAAGCAUACAGGUAUGCAGUGUACUCUUUUUCAGAUGGUAACUGCCAUUAUUCCUUUUUGAAUAAACCUUUGUGUCUUUAACUAUAGAUGACACCCUCUAAGCACCCCCUCUUCUAGAAUUAAUUAUAGCCCUGAUGUACAGGCCUGAAAAAUUUUUAGACCAAAUAGUUCUUUUUAAAUUUGUGUUCUGAUUUUAAACGUUUUUCUUCUCAAAAUUUAUUUAAUGUAGAUCAAGGCUGACAGAUAUCAAGUCCACCCGUGAAGGCGUGAAUGAUAGUAUCAGCAAAGCACGUACAGUGGUUAAUGAGAGAUUUGAAGAAAUCAAGAAGGAAAUAGCCCAUGUGUUAGAAGCUCGCCAAAGAGGAAUUUUAAGUACUAUUGCUGAGAUUGAGAGGAAGGAUCUUGACCCUCUGACCACUUUGGAAGACAGAAUCAAUGGAGAUUUAGAUAAAACUUUACAGUGUAUUGAAAAAGGUAGGAAAUUUGCUGUUAUUGUGAAGGGCAACGAAGUCAUGCAGAGAUUUCCCCUUUUUUUGCUUAAGCUGGGAGAUACCAUGUCCCUUUAAAAGUUUGUUUUGUUUUGCAGACCAUCAAUUUUUGUUGUCCAAGAUGACUACUUAAAUAAUAAUUUUUCAAUGAGCUGUUCAAACAGGAAACUUAUUUUUAAAUUUGUCAUUUCAGAAGGAGGGCAUUGACAGCUGCAACUUUUAAUAAAUUAUGUGACUGUUCAAAUUAUUAAACUUUUCCAGUGAUAUAGGGGAAAUACAUCUUUGAUGAGUGGAAGAUAUUUUUUAUUCUACCAAAGGUGGCAAAUUUUUUACCUUUUUUUAAUUAAAUUUUUUUUGGGGGGGGUGGGGGUUGGGAGGAGGGGGGUAUGUUAGAUUGAUGGAUUUAAGACCAUCCCCAGAAUCCCACAAAAAUAAAACCUGUUAAAUUUACUUGCUCUGUUGAAAGCAACUAUUUGUUCAUCUAUUUGGGUUUUUUGUGUUUUAAAUUCUGUAUGGUUCUGUUUUGUAUAAGUAGAAUGCUCAUCUAUAUUCCAAUGGUAAAUGUUUUCUUCAAUCGUCAUUGUUGUAUAAGAUUUGCUCAGCUUUCAUUUUUAACACAGGUAAUUCUGCUCUUGAUGAGGAUGAUGCCACCCUCCUAAGUGAAGGAAAGAACCUGAACAAUGAGCUGCAAAUUUCAUCCAUAAGGUUAGACUACACAUGGUGUAAGAUGGCUCAAAGUUGAACUUCCCAUAACCAAACACCUAAUAUUUUAAGUCUUCAUGGUCAAUUGCAAGAUGUAUCAAGAGUUUCUCAGCUUAGUUAUCACAUUCUUGUACAAAAUUUUGGUAACUCUAGCUGCCUAAAUAAGGUGGUCACUUGCUACUUGCAUGGUAGAGGUUCUGAAUUCAUUCCUGUGUUUAGAAUGGUUCAAAGCUUAGUGGGGUAGUUAUGGAGGCCUUUUGAUACUAUCAAGGUGAAAUGUUGGUAGGGAUUCAUUGCACUGAUUGAGAAUCCUCUCCUGAAGUUGUGCUACAUUUACAUAUGUGACAGUCACACUGGCAGGCCUCAUAUGCACAAGUUAACCUUUUUUAACCUCAGUACACUUCUCAGAGUUUUUAUUGAUAGUUGCCAUUUUACCAGAAGUAUCCAGAUUUUCCUAGUAUUAUUUCCAGCUAAAUUUUUCUCCUGACAACUAAAAUUUUAUCUCUGGUGACAUCUUUACUAUUUUAAGUUGCCAAAUGGCUACUGUGAAAAAAAUUGAGCUUGAAGCCUUGACUGUUUCAUAAGAAAUUAAUUUGAAGGAAAUUUAUUUACUCAUUUCACCCACAGGUAUCCUGACACACCAUGUAUAUCACAAACUCUUUCUGUAAUGUUCAGCGAGAGUCACACCCAGUCAGUUCUAGAGGCUGUCAAUUCUCUGGGAGAAAUGUCCAUGACUGGCACACUUCAAGUAACUGAACUGUUAGAGCAGCCUGGAGCCAUCCUUGUGCAGUGGUAUGAUGAGGUACAGUAAAUAUAUGUUAUCUACCAGGCGAGAGUAUUGUAUUUGAAAUGAUUUGGUGUCAUACCACUGUUCUUUAUUUUCAGUAGUCCAUCAUUGUAAGGGUUGUUAACUGAGCAAGUAUUUAACUGAUUUUGUCUGUAAUCCUGAGAAUUGUUUUUGUUUACAGACAUUUUCAGACAGUGAAUCAAUCACAGAUUACAGUGGAGUUCAAGAAUACAUGCUACAGUGUUGUCGCACUGACAACAAAGGAAACAGAAACUCAGUGUUCAGUACAGUAUACUGUGGUGAAGAAUCAUCGCAUUUAGUCACAGAUCUUGAGCCACAUGUGUCGUACACUUUCCGUGUCUGUGGAAGGUUUGGAAAUGAGGGGAAAUGGGGAUCAUGGAGUAUUCCUAGGAAUGGAAUCACAACACUUGACCAACAUGGUUAGUGUGAAGACAGAUGAGUACAGAGAUGAAUUGUACACUAACCUUGCAGGGUCAUAUAUUGAUGGAUAAGACUCUUUAGCUAAAGUUCCUGUUUCCAUUCAGAAGGAAAAAUGAGAUCCAGUAAACUUUCAGAGAAACUUGACCGAUGAAGGAGGAAGGGAAGGGGGGAGGGGUAACCUAGGAUUGUCAGAGAAACUUGAUUUAUUAAAGGGGAGGAGGAGAGAGAGAGGUGCAACCAGUAAUUGUCAGGGGUGGGGGGGGGGAAGCGGUAAUCUGUCAUGGACAAGGGACCAGCAUCCUAUCCAGGGGGAAGUAUCAAUCAAUAAUUCCAUUAAUGUAUACUCUUCUUGUGUGCAGGAAUUCUUCAUUAGAUUGUUGUGACCCUAAUUAUGACCCUGCUUUGUUUUUUAAAUCUUUUUUUUUUUUUUUAAUAGAAUGGUCUGCUGCAGAUUGCCUCAAUCAGAAUAAACUUGCUGUCUAUCAGCUGAGUAACAGACGGAAAACUGCAACUAAAGUGUUCCCUGACUGCUCCAAGGUUUUGCGAUCAAAGACAAUGAGUUACAGACUUGACACAGCAUUGGUUCUCAAGAUCGAUGAGACUGGUGACUCCAGCAAUGGUGAUGGUAUUGGUUUAACAACUGGGUCAUUUGAUUUUAGCAAUGCUAGACAGGUUCUACAAUGCCCUGGUUCUGUUAGCAUCAAUUCUAAAGGUAUCGUAUAUGUCAAUGGAGUACCCAUGACAACAAGAUUGCCACCAUUCAAGCGUGGCUCUGUAGUUGUAUUUGAAGCUAGUAGAGUCUCCAAAGAAAAGCUUCGAGUGUCAAUCACUAUGGAUGACAAGCUAGUGACAUUUGAUUGGCAGGUGGAUGACCCCUGUGAUGGAUUUUAUUUUGCAAUGGGUUUUCAACAUUCUGGUUGGCAAAUUUCAGUCUAAUGUUAAAUUUUUUUCCUUCAGAUAGCAUUUAAAGAUCUAAGUAUAGACUGAAAAUAUUUGAUUUUUAGAUAGAAAAGUUUAAAUUGAAUUUACCUGUUAAUUACAAGCAUUAAAAUUAGAGCAAAAUUUAAUGGUAAGGUAGCUUUUCGCCAUGAUAAAUAAUCAGAGACCUCAAGCUUUGUACUUCUAAGUACAUGGGGAACAACAAGCAUCGUUUUGGAGGUUUUUCUUUAGUUGCCACACACUGAAUAGUAAUUGAAUAAUAAAAUGUGGUCACACAGUCAGAAGAAUUAUUUGUAAAAUGUCAGGUAAAGUCUGAAUGUAUAAGCUGAAAAGAUAUGACAAAGCUGUUGUCAGUACAUGCCCUAA